CAACAAAAUACAUAAGACUUAUCAAAGUACGUUACAUAGCUUCGGGAGAUAAAGAUGAGCGGCCACAAAACGCUGCCGCCACCACCAUCCACUCCGCCGAGGCAGCUGACGGAGUCCAAUAUGACGGCGGAGGAGUGUGUGCGGCAAGGUGAAUUCGGUGUGGAAUUGGGGUUAAGGUCCAAGACUGUAGGAGAAACCUUGACGAAAGGGGACGUGGUGGUGCUGACAAUCAGGCUGCUGUGCAUGGCUACUUCGGUGACAGCCAUGUCGUUCAUGGUCACCGCUCGUCAGGUUAGCGUUGCAUCCUUCUAUGGGUUCCAGCUCCAGCUCCACUCCAAAUGGUCUUUUUCUUACUCCUUCGAAUAUGUUGUUGGAGUAACAGCCACUGCAACAGCUUACUCUUUGGUCCAAUUACUCAUUGCCACUUCAAGGCUGCUUGUGAAGAAAUCCCCUGCGAUUCCCUCGAGAAAUCAAGCUUGGCUUGUCUUUGCCGGGGAUCAGAUACUGGCAUAUGCAAUGGUGAGUGCGGGAUCGGCGGCGUCCGGUGUAACCAAUCUGAACCGAACUGGAAUCCGACACACAGUGUUGCCCAAUUUUUGCAAGUCAUUGGAUAGCUUCUGCGAUCAUGUCACCGUCUCGAUAGCCUUCACGUUCUUCGGCUGUGUGAUGUACAGCGCUGCCGCUGUUCAGGAUGUAAUGUGGCUGGCCAGCCAUUGAAACUACUUCAUCAUGUAUGUAUAAUGGUUGAGUCGGUUGUUUAGAAACUGAAGCAGAGCAAUGCCAGGCUAUGGGGGUGUUUGUAUAAGAGGAAAUAAAGUCGUAGGGCCUUUAUAUUUUGAUACACUAAAUGUAUGGGUUUUUAGUUAAUCCAACCAAGCUUAUUGUCCGAUUGUUUCAUGGGAUGAUCAUUGUUUAGGCAUAAUAUCAAAAUUAACUCCCAAAAUGUAUUAAAAUGGUCAUUUUAAUUUAUUUAUUUU
This is a messenger RNA of Hibiscus syriacus, 977 nucleotides long. Its product is annotated as CASP-like protein 3A2. The coding region runs from base 55 to 717 and encodes 220 amino acids. Lineage: Eukaryota; Viridiplantae; Streptophyta; Magnoliopsida; Malvales; Malvaceae. The record is from RefSeq and is a predicted model, not a curated record. The transcript has 3 exons.